AUGGAGUCCAAGGCUCCCUCUAGAAUUUUGACAGACCAAGCCGCCGCAAUGCGCAAAGCUUUGGCAAUAGAGAUGCUAGAAAGCAGGCAUAGAUGGUGCAUAUGGCACAUAACCAGUAAAAUUGGUGAGAAGCUAGGCAAGAAAAAACAAUAUGCGAAGUUGAAAAGUGCCUUGUUAUGUGCAAUUUAUGAAAGUCUCACAACUGAAGAGUUUGAGAGUAAUUGGGAUCUUGUCAUUGAGUCGUACGAGUUGCAACAGAAUACUUGGCUGAAAGGUCUCUACAAAGAGAGGGAAAUGUGGGUCUAUAUCAAACAUUUGUUUUGGGCUGGUAUGAAGACCACGCAACGUGUUGAAAGCAUCCAUAGUUUUUUUGAUGACUACGUGAAGAAACACACAAGGUUGUAUGAGUUUGCGGAGACUUAUUGUAAGGCCAUGGAAAAUAGGGCCGAAGAUGAGAGGAGGUACGAUGCGUACUGUGAAACUUGUGUUAGGCAAAUUGUGACUGGCUUUCCUGCGGAGUAUGUUUUCCAAAAGUGUUAUACAGAUAUGAAGUUCAAGAAGGAUCGGGUAUGGUCUUUGAACAAAGAUACAAGGAAAGAGUUCUUGACUCAACAUGAGACAUGUUAUGCGGUGAAAUUUGACAGUUCAACCAAGCUUGCUUUUUGUGAGUGUUGUUUAUUUGAAAACAGUGGCAUCAUGUGUAGGCAUAUAAUAAAUUUGUAUUCCAACUUGGGUAUAUCUGGUGUUCCACAACAUUAUAUACUUCGAAGGUGGAGGAAAGAUGUCCAACGGAAGCAUACACGUGUAAAAGUUGCUUACCAUGAUCCUUCAAAGAAUGUGCAAGUGAAGGCUUUUAACUAUCUGCAGCUUGUUUUUGAGCCGAUUUGUGCUAAGGCAGUUUUACACAAACAUACUGUAGACUUAGUGAUCGAGCUAUUGCAAUUGAUGGAUAUCCGGGUUGAUGAGAAAUGUACGAUGAUUGCAGCAGAGUUGUUGUCUCAGACACUAGCCUCGGUGGGUAACAGGACUGAGGGUUGCACCCCUCAUUCUACCACUGGUGUUGAUGCAAAUGUGAAAUCUACGGGGACAUCACAACCCCUCAAACAAACUGCAGCUGAUGAUGAUGGCCCUAAUACUGGUGUGCCGAUGUUAACGCGCAAUGGCCGUAAGGCGAAAAUUUUCGCCGCUAAUGUUCAGAGUGCUGAGUUGCGUUCGAGGAGUAUUGCUGAGGAACGUUCACCCAAACAUUAA
This is a messenger RNA of Beta vulgaris subsp. vulgaris (sugar beet), 1251 nucleotides long. Its product is annotated as protein FAR1-RELATED SEQUENCE 5-like. The transcript has 5 exons. The record is from RefSeq and is a predicted model, not a curated record. Gene Ontology annotation, biological process: regulation of DNA-templated transcription. The coding region runs from base 1 to 1251 and encodes 416 amino acids. Lineage: Eukaryota; Viridiplantae; Streptophyta; Magnoliopsida; Caryophyllales; Amaranthaceae. Gene Ontology annotation, molecular function: zinc ion binding.